This is a messenger RNA of Arabidopsis thaliana (thale cress), 2190 nucleotides long. It is a transcript of the gene CAX11, whose product is annotated as cation exchanger 11. The record is from RefSeq and is marked reviewed. Gene Ontology annotation, cellular component: membrane; plasma membrane. Bases 193 to 1833 code for a protein of 546 amino acids. Lineage: Eukaryota; Viridiplantae; Streptophyta; Magnoliopsida; Brassicales; Brassicaceae. Gene Ontology annotation, biological process: sodium ion transmembrane transport; transmembrane transport. The transcript has 2 exons.
AAUGACUAAUUGACUUAUUUUGGUUCACAUUGAAAAAAAGAAACUUUUUUAUUUUUAACAUGGGACAAUCAGAUCUCUCAGCGAUACUCAAAUCAGAUGCUAUAACAGUAUCAGCGAAUCAGAUGCUGAAAUCUCUAAAACUAAAAACUUGGUUUGGCUGUUGUUAGAUUUUGAAACCUGAAUCUGAAUGGCAUGGAAUUGAUUUCUUCUUCAACAAUUGGAAACUCAGCUCUGUGUUUAACCCUAAUCUCCAUUCUCAUCUUCUUCUUCCUCACUACAACCACCAUUCCCACUUUCCCGGAUCAUCCUCUUCGUUCUCUUCUCGAUGACUCCCAAAUCACUACGAACAGUAGCUCAAUCGUUAAUCCCAAAUCCUCUUGUGUCUCCUCUAGAUCCCACGAUAAUGGCGGCGUCAUCAACUAUUUCUCCCUCCAUUACUGUAUCUUCAACGAAAACCUAUUCUUCUCGAUCCCAAUAUUGUCUCUUCUCAUUCUUCUUCACUUUUACAUACUCAUUAAAACCGCUCAGACUCAUUUCUCCACCGUCACUACAAAGCUCGCCGAUCGUCUCAAUCUCUCUCCAAGCAUGGCUGCUGUGACUCUUUUAGCCUUAGGUAAUGGCGCACCUGAUGUCUUUGCCUCUGUUGCCGCCUUGCGUGGUGGUCAGUAUCGAACCGGAUUCGGAGCUAUCUUAUCCGCUGGAACUUUCGUCUCUGCCUUUGUAGUUGGGUUCGUUGCGAUCUAUGCAGCGCCGUUUCCGGUGGAUGCUGCGUCAUUUGUCAGAGAUGUGCUUUUUUAUUUGAUUGCUGCUUUGUUCUUGUUCUAUGUGUACUUGAGUGGUGAGAUAUUUGUGUGGCAAGCUAUAGGGUUCGUUGGGUUUUAUAUAUUCUUCGUUGGUUUCGUCUUCUGGAUGGAUUUUGGUACCAAUGUUGAGAAAGGGAAAAGUAUCAGUGAGGAAGAGAAGGAUUUGUUGAGACUUCAGGAUUGUGAGAUUGCCGCAGGUUCUCUUGGGAGUUAUAAAGCAGAGAAAGAACAUCAAUUUUCAGGAAUUUUUCGGCUUUAUGGAACGAUCUCGAGGAUGUGGGAAACUCCUGUAUCAGUUCUUUUGAACCUUACCAUCCCAAAACCUUCUCCUUCGGAAUGGUCUAGGUUUUAUCGCUCUGCCAACAUUGUUUUCUGCCCUUUUGCCCUUUUAUACACUUGCAACUCUUUUGUACAACUAAACCACCCAAUUUCAUUCCUCUUUCCAAACACCCAUCUCCCGCUUUGGCUUGUUGUCCUCUUCAUGACGUCUUCCCUAGCGUUCCUCCACUUCACAGUAGAAAAACAACCACCAAAAACCGAGCAACUGCCGGUCAUUGUUGUAGCUUUCAUAAUGAGUGUUUUCUGGAUAUCAACAAUUGCUGGUGAGCUCCUUAACUGCUUGGCUGCGCUUGGAACCCUCCUUAAACUGCCUCCGGCGCUCCUUGGCCUAACCGUUCUUGCUUGGGGAAACUCGGUUGGUGACCUAGUUGCUGACGUGGCAGUUGCAAAGGCAGGUAGACCAGCAAUGGCUAUGGCCGGUUGUUUUGCAGGUCCAAUGUUUAACAUGCUUGUUGGACUUGGAUCGGCCUUGGUGAUGCAAACAGCUAAUGUAUAUCCAGACGCUUACAAACUUGGAUUCCAUGUAGGUAUUGUGAUAGCUUUCGUCUUCUUGUUGCUUAGUCUAAUGGGAUCUCUGUUGGUAAUAACCUGGUCUAGAUUCCGAGUUCCGAGAUUCUGGGGGAUCUGUCUUGUUGGACUGUAUGUUGCUUUCACAUUUGUUAGUUUGAUCAUCGCCAGCGUUUCAACCUGAUCAUAUGCGUGAAGUCUGCACAUUGAAUAAUCUAGGGUCAACCAGGGUUCAUUGUUUAGGAAUUUUUGUUGUCUAGAAGGGAAUUGCCAAAAUUUUGAGCUCAGCUGAUGGCCACCGCCAGACCAGUAAUCUUCGAAUCCCACAAAAAGUUCUUGUGAUCGUCCGAGCCAGAUUAGUAAAGUUUGGUAGAUAGGUGAUGGUAAAAUAUAUGUGCUUUGGGAGAAGAUUUUGACUCCCCCAUCUGGUUUACUUUUCCAUUGAUUGUACUGGUCUUGUUUUUUUGGGUCUGUUAUAUAUGUAUAAACCACACAUUUGUAUUCUUUUGAUAUUAAUGAGAAAUACUUCAUUGAUCCUAGA